AUGGCGCCGUCGUCACCGAGAACCGCGGCCUCUACGGCCCCAGACCCGCAACAACCACAAACAGCACAGCAACAACAAGCUUCCCCGAUGACGACAGAAGCACCAUCAGCGACCACGACACAACCCAGCCAAAACGCGACACAGACUGAACAAACACCAGCGACGACGACGACGACGACGACGACGACGACGACACCAGUUACAGCAACAUCGGAGGCCCCGGCAUCGCCACCGCUCCCCGCACGGCACACGGCCGUUGCGCCGGGACCGAGGGCGACGGCGCUGCAGCAGGCGUUUGACGAGGCGCUGAACCGCACGCUGGCAAAGCUCGAGUGGGACAAGUUCGCCGCCUGUUACCCGACCGUUUCGGCGAGGGCGCCAAACUCGCUGCGGUCGGUGCAGCAGCGGGUGGUGGGGUUGCUGUCGGAGAAAUGUAGGAAAGAAUUCCAGAUUAUUUUGGAGGAGCGGCAGGUCGUGCCCAAGCUAAACGAGCUCGAAGCUCUGGUAAGCGAGGCGGCGAUGAGGAGAAAGGACGCGGGCGACGCCGAGCCCGGCAUACCACCUCACCUCCUCCCGCCAGAAGACGUCCUGGCCGCCAACAUGGCCCCUCUCCUGGCCGCGCAGCAGAACCAGCUCAAUGCCAGGCUGCAGACGAUGCAGUCGCACAACGCGGCCCUGUUUGACGAGAUACAGUCCCAGCGCGCAGAGGCCGCCGCCCUCCUCGCAGAGCUCGAGGCGGCCUGCGCCGACGUGGGCGGCGCCAAUGCCUUGCUGGACGAGGUCGCCGACGAGCUGGCGCGGGAGACUAGGGCUGCCGAGGUGGAGAUGGGUGGGACGUAGCAAGGGAAGACAUGUCGGUU
Molecule: messenger RNA, 860 nt
Organism: Pyricularia grisea
Lineage: Eukaryota; Fungi; Ascomycota; Sordariomycetes; Magnaporthales; Pyriculariaceae
Exons: 3
Coding region: 1-840 (279 amino acids)
Biological process (GO): chromosome segregation
Cellular component (GO): MIS12/MIND type complex
Source: RefSeq, a predicted model, not a curated record